AUCUCUCCUUCCCUGCUCCUCCUUCCAUCCCUUCUUCCAUUUGUCGGGGGAGGACGAUGGGUGGUGGAAGCCCAGCCGGGGGCCAGUCCCUGCACCAGUCGGUGGGUCUCCUCGCCAUCUCGGCAGGCGCUCUGUUGCUCUCAGUGCAUUUCUACAGCUUCACGCGGCCGGUGCCUUUGCUCUCCGAAACGGCCCUUGGGGCCCUCCUGCUCUUUAUCUCCUGCCUCGUUGGAUAUGCAGGGGUCCGGAAGUACCUCCAAAAUGCCCCCAUUUUUGUCUCUCUCUGCCUGACCAUCUCAGUCCUUUGGGCCAGCUAUGGGUCCAUCCAAGUGCUGGCUGGACAAGGGCUCCUCCGUGACGCUGUUGAUGUCCGCAAUGCUGCUGUUCCAGGGCUGGCAGCCUUCAGCCUGGCCUUGCUUCUGGUGGCCAUGGUGGGCUUCCUCCAGAGAGAGGCCAUCCUGGCUGCAGUGGCCGCCUCCCUUUCCCUGGUGUGUGCCCAUGAAGUGGCCUUCUUCUACGAUGUCGCCUUUGGCUCGGGUGGAUCGGCUUUUGGCUGCUUGGCAGUCUGUCUUGUGGGGGGCUACGCCGGCUUGGGGAGGGCCCUCUUCUUCCUCAGCAAGGGGGGCAUUGUUUUGCCAGGCACAGACCUGGCUGAAAGAGGAGCCAAGGAGGGGCCAAACACAGCGUCUAAUGACUUGAUCCCUUUCGGACUCAUCCUCAACCUGCUGUCCUCCAGUGUCUUUGGCUGCCAGAUCCUAGGAGUGACCACUGAGCUCUCCCUUGGCCAAGUCCCUUGGCUUUGGGCUGGUGGGCUCUGCCAACUAGGCAUCUCUGUCUCCUGCUACCGAACAGGGGAUGCCCUCCUGGCCACCUUCUCCAGCUUCACAGCCAUCUUGAAGUUUGUGGCCGGCUACUCCCUCCUGGCCUUGCUGUUUGUGCCCAAAGUGCCCACCUUCCCGAUCCCAUUCUUCGUGGCCUUUGCCCUCCUCUUUGCUGUUUUGGCCAUAUUCCUUGCCCUUGAGAGCUUAGUUGAUGGCAUUUACCUCCUCUUCUAUGUAGCCUUGUGCAUCGCUUUGGCUUCCAGCCCCCAUGGCUUUUUUGACAGUGGCCCUCAAGGGGUUUCUGUAGCCAUUUUUGUGGCCUCGGCCCUCAUGGUUCUGGUUCAGCUUUAUAACAGGAGGGCGAGUGUCCGCAUCCCUCAGGGAGAGCGGCUGCUCAAGUCUCGGCUCUCGGGCCUCAGUACUUUCAAGUUCUGGGAAGGAGAGGCUUCCCAUGCCCCAUAUUUGGGCUACUCCAAAUAUGCAGAUGCAGAGGCCCUUGGCUAUGCUGCCAGUGUAUUGGCUUCCUUUGCCAUCACAAUGGCGGUCGAACGGACCUCCCCCCUGAGCACAGUGGUCAUCCCUUGUGUGGUGGCAGCCGGAGGGGCUGUGAAACUCUUGUGUGCCUUUGUGGCCUUCUCUCGUGGCAAGACCUUGGAGAGUGGGAUCUUCACCCUCUAUGGCUGCUUUUGGGUCAUCUGGGGCCUGGCCAGAUAUGGGGGGUUCUAUGGCACAGCCCACGGUGACACCCAGGUCCCCAUGACCCUUGUCUCCCUCCUGGUCCUCAAUGCCUUCCUUGCCUGUGGGACACUUUUCCUGGCCCUCUCCUGGUUUGCUUUGGUCUUGGCCUUUGAGCUCAUCAUUCUCAGCUUUCUUCUGGAUGCUUUGGGUGCCAUCCCCACCGGGUAUGACAUUGCCGUCACCAUCGUCUUUGGACUGGUCAGCUUCUAUGGCUUCCUCUCAACAAUGGUCAAUGGCACCUUUGAACGGCCUCAGCUUCCCGUCGGAAGACCGAUCCUGAAGCUUCGUGGCUUUGGAGGAGGAAGCCCCCAGUGUCCUCAUCUUCCGGCCAGGAAGGCCUCUUCGGUCAAGCAAGUCGCAGAAAUCAUGAAGCAAGGUGGGGCCUGUGGGAUCCCCACGGACACUGUCUAUGUCCUUGCAGCCGCCUGCAACCGGCCGGAUGCUGUGGAGAAGGCUUACAACACUAAGCGCCAAGCUGAGGACCGUCCCAUGUCCCUCUGGAUUUCGAACCUGAAGCAACUGGAGCCGGUCCAGCACCUCUUCAGCCCCAUCCUCUGGGACUUCAUGGAGACUGCCUGGCCCUCGCCCAUCAGCCUGGUGAUCCCUCGAGGAGAAUGGCUGGACUACCUGGGCUUGAAGGACUCCGCCAAGUACGUUGGCACUCCUCAGAGCAUUGCCAUCCGCAUCCCAGAUUGCUCCGUCACCACCCACCUUAUUGACUUGGUCGGUCCGAUUACGGUCACGUCUGCCAAUCCCACCGGAGAAGCGGACACCACCCACCACAACCAGGUGUUUGCCAAGCUGGGCAAUAAGGUGGAUGCUGUCCUAUGCGGGGGCCCUUCUCCAGAGAACAUUGCCUCCACAGUGGUGGACUGCACCAAGCUCGAGAGCGGGAAUAUUGGGUUCUUCCGAGUUGGCAUUGUCCCCAAAACCCAGGUCCUUCAGAUCUUCGAAAAAGUGCAGAAGAAGCAUCAGUUGGGUCCUGUGAACAAUGGCACCACAGCAAUGGAGGAUAGCACUGAGGACCUGCAGAAUGGCACCCAUGCGCCAGGGGAGCCUCCCAUGGAGACCGAUGAAGCAUGCCACCCGGAAGAGACAGGGCCUUCUUCCUGAGCAAAGCUGGUUGAGAGGGACCCGCCUUCAGACGGGCCCCAAAGCCAUUGGUCGCAAUGAAAGAGAGACUCCAUCCUCGCUCUCUUUCCUUGUACAUCAAAUCCUCAUGGUUUUGUUUUUGAGCAUCA
Molecule: messenger RNA, 2800 nt
Organism: Anolis sagrei ordinatus
Lineage: Eukaryota; Metazoa; Chordata; Lepidosauria; Squamata; Anolidae
Biological process (GO): regulation of translational fidelity
Cellular component (GO): cytoplasm
Molecular function (GO): nucleotidyltransferase activity; double-stranded RNA binding; tRNA binding
Source: RefSeq, a predicted model, not a curated record